UAGAUAGAUGCUCAAGGCACACUCAGCCAGCCACUUUCUGCCUCAGGCAAAAUCGAGAUACAUUCGGUGAGCGUCCGGAAUCGCCGCUCUCCAUUAACUGCAACAUUGAACGUAAUAACUACUCAGCUCUUGAUCAUGGCUGCUCCACCAAUAUGCAAAUUACCCCUGGAGGGUAUCCUUACUACCAAAUGCUUUGAUAUCACACAAUACGCAAUCCCAUGUCGAUACCGACUCCUUAGCUGCGCUGCCUUCGUCAAAAAUAAAGAACUGGAAAUACUUGAAUUUACUGAUUUCCCCACUGUCAAAUAUACAGCUGUAUCCUACGUCUGGAAGGGAAACAUCCCCAAUGCGAACUUCCAUGACCAGACUUUCAAUGUACCAGUUCCAGAUGAAAAGGACGGGUCACCAGGGAAUCCGGGAGAUCCGAUAGGGGUCGACGUGCUGAAUCAAGUUUGUGUGGCAUCUAUGGCCCGAGGAGUACAUUAUCUCUGGCUGGAUCGCCUCUGUAUCAUGCAAAUGAACGACGAGGAUAAAAAGUGGCAGAUUAGACAGAUGCAUGCCAUAUAUCUCCAUUGUGAAAUAUGCAUCGUCGUCCCUGGAGGCAUACAGUGCCUUGUACGUCUUGACGAGGAGACACAAUGGAUUCAUCGGGGCUGGACCCUACAAGAAGCGGUGGCGCCUUCAAAUGUCCUCAUCCUGUUUUCUUGGAGAUUUGGCUCGUGUAAAGCUUAUGCGGGCGAUGCGGAGGGAGACAUCGAUGAAAUCACAGCGGCUACGUCGGCCGUGGCGUCUCUAUCGUUCAUUGUUGAUUCUAGCACUAUCGGCAGCAUUGGUGUCAAUUUUGGUGAUCACCGUGAAUUAGUCAGAGUCAAACUACUCAGUUCCCACCCCUCGGACCAAGUCUACAACAGAGAGGAUCACAGGAUAAUGUCUCCUAAUGUCGGCGCCCUCGCUCGCAUCAUGUCGAAGGACUUGAACGAUGAUGAAAGACACCAUUCGAUCUGGCAGAGUGCACUGAUGCGAACUUCUUCUCGACCGGUCGACAUGGUCUUCAGUAUUAUGGGGCUUUUCGGCAUUACGCUAGAUACUUCGCGAUUCGAGAAAGAGGAUCGAGCCAAAGCUACGAUCGAACUUGCGCGGGAGGUUAUGGCCAAAGGAGGUCGAGCAACUUGGCUUGCUGCAGCUUUCCGUAUACAGCCGUCGCGGCAGAUAUCUACAUUUCCUUUAUUUCCUCGCACUUCUGUUUCUGGGAAGUCAUACGUAAAAGUAGAAGGGGGAGUGCAGGAGAUUUCAUUAUUGAUGGAGAACGAGUAUCCCAUCGCGCAGGCACUUGUUCCAAUGCCCAAAGGUUGUAUGGACGAGAAAGGGUACCUGACGUUCUCUUCAAAGGCCAUACCUAUACGACCUCGCUCAAUGGACCCCCAAAGAAUGUCUCUUGAUCCCCGAAACCCAGCGUAUUUCCAAGAUGUUAACGACUCGUGGUGGGAGACUCAAGAGGAUUCAGUUCGCAUGGAAAAGAAGACCUUUGCAGUACUUAUAGGCUAUUUCGUUGGCUAUUACCCUGGAGGUACACCUGCUACGGAUUCAAAAAAUGUCCGCGCCGCAAUCAUCGAGGAGCACGCACAAGAUAGAUUCCAUGUGCGAACAUACUUAGCCCUGAGUAAAGAAACGAAGGCUUGGGUUAAAACGUGGCAAGAGCAGACGUUUAUAGUCGGUGGACCGUUACCGGAUGACAUCGAAGACGCUGGACAGGGUCUUCCUGUGGUUAACAAUCCGAGGAUACAACGUUUGAACGACACGCAAGGUGCAAGCUGUAGUAUUACGCCUUCUUUAAAAGGCAUCGCUUACCGUCGUGCUCGAUGGGCUAGUCCACAGUUGCAAUUUGAAGAUAGGCACUUGUACGUUGCAAGGGGGAACUAGGUCUGGUCAAUUGCUUCAGUUAGUUAGGUACCUACCUAGGGUAUACACCUCCGUUAGUAUGGUAAAUCAAGCAUCCUAGGCGAUUUUGAAAGACUCAAUAGAGAAAGGCUUGCUCCAACAAUUACUACAAACCAAUUUU
Daldinia loculata is the source of this 2059-nucleotide messenger RNA. RefSeq lists its product as uncharacterized. The transcript has 2 exons. NCBI's taxonomy places the organism in Eukaryota, Fungi, Ascomycota, Sordariomycetes, Xylariales, Hypoxylaceae. Bases 136 to 1920 code for a protein of 594 amino acids. The record is from RefSeq and is a predicted model, not a curated record.